Molecule: messenger RNA, 449 nt
Organism: Racocetra persica
Lineage: Eukaryota; Fungi; Glomeromycota; Glomeromycetes; Diversisporales; Gigasporaceae
Source: the annotation of a GenBank genome assembly
GUGGCAAUUCUACAAUAUAUACUGCAACCUGGAAAAAUGGGCCAUUUACAAAAUGGGAUAAUGAGCAACAAGAAUUAAAGAGAGAUGGAGAAAUUAUUUGUAUUCUUAAGACCUUAAAAGAUUUAGAAAAGUCAGCUGGUGAGAUUGAAGCAAGUUUUACUAUUGAACCAUAUUCACAGUCUCUUGUAAAAUGUUAUGGAUUAACAAAAGACCCAGAGACUCGAACUUUUAUGCUCAUUCUCCAUAAAAUGGAUAGCGAUUUACGUCAGUUCCUCGAAGAAAUUUCCAAUAGCAUUAGGAAAUUGCAUAAUAAAGGGAAAAUAUAUAAAGACUUAUACCCAAAAAAUAUCUUAAUUAAUAAAGAUAAACUUCACUGCGUACUUUGUGAUUUUGGACUUUGUAGUUCAUUAAUUCAAGAUUAUGGAAAUUGUCCUUAUAUUGCACCUGAA